GGAUGGCGAGAUUGAAGACCUGAAGACCCAACUCUCCAGGAUGCAGGAAGACUGGAUUGAAGAGGAAUGUCACCGAGUGGAGGCUCAGCUGGCCCUCAAAGAAGCCCGGAAGGAGAUUAAGCAGCUCAAGCAGGUCAUCGACACCGUCAAGAAUAACCUGAUCGAGAAAGACAAAGGCCUCCAGAAGUACUUUGUGGACAUCAACAUUCAGAACAGGAAGCUGGAGACGCUGCUGCACAGCAUGGAGGUUGCGCAGAAUGGGACGGUCAAAGAGGAAGGGCACACCGAGUCGGCUGGGGGAUCUCCUGCACGCUCGCUCACCCGCAGCUCCACGUACACCAAGCUGAGUGACCAGGGAGCGACGGACAGGAACAUCGGCGGCUCUCAAACCAUCUCCGUGGACGACGGAGCCGAUAGCGGCUUCGUGGCUGCGGAGAACUCCUUGAGCCGGACAGAUUUGCUGGACCACAGCAGCCUCCUGUCCUCAGGUGUGGAGUGUGGUCCUGACGAUGCCUCGUCCCUACACACCUCCUACACCCUGGGGUCCCAGAUGCCCACCAGCUCCACGUACGAGAAACUAGCGGGAUCUCAGCAGAGCGUGGAGGCCGCCGUACAAGCUAGCUGCAUGCAGGAACAAGCCAUCCAGACAGACUUCGGACAUUACCAGCCAGAUCUGGACACCAUCUUGGAGAAGGUCAUGAAGUCUCAAGCGGGCAGCCUCGCCAGUCCCACCUCGGAGUGGCCCUCUGAGAUAGAAGAGGUGGCCGAGCCCACCAGCUCAGAGAGUUGUGUCCCCAGCUGCUCAAACCACACAGACAGGACGGCCCCCGAACCCGUCUCUGCUGUCGUGGUCAGUGCUGGAGAACCCACCGAGAAGCCCGAUGGCCAGCCGGCCUCGCAAAACCCGGCUGUGCAUCAGCCUUGCAGCGCCAGCCCAUCCGUGAGCAUCGUCUGCAGCCCUGAAGAUGAGGCAACUGAGCCAGGACAGGACACCGCGGGGGCAGCAGCCCCAGUGGGCUCUUCGGCCGAGCCCACAACUUACUGGAGCCGCCAUUUCCUUGUGGAUCUCUUGGCGGUGGUUGUGCCGGCGGUGCCUACGGUGGCUUGGCUGUGCCGUUCGCAGCGGAGGCAGGGGCAACCCAUUUACAACAUCAGCUCUCUGCUGCGGGGCUGCUGCACAGUCGCCCUGCACUCGAUCCGGAAGAUCAGCUGCCGGUCAGUCACCAACGUGAGCAGCACCUGCUCUCAGCCAUAA
Messenger RNA from Protobothrops mucrosquamatus (brown spotted pit viper), 1255 nucleotides. RefSeq names its product syntaphilin (gene SNPH). The annotation marks the transcript as partial. Gene Ontology annotation, biological process: neuron differentiation. Gene Ontology annotation, cellular component: cytoplasmic microtubule; mitochondrion. The record is from RefSeq and is a predicted model, not a curated record. The transcript has a single exon. Lineage: Eukaryota; Metazoa; Chordata; Lepidosauria; Squamata; Viperidae.